UGGCUUCCAUUGGAUUCAUGUGUCCGGAAAUGAUUUCAGAAACCUAUUUGCAUAGUGAUGUUGAUCGUAUCCUACUAUACAUGACACAUGUGAUGGAAAAACAAAAAUCUAAGCAGUUCAUCUUAUGCCCAUACCAUGAAAAGAAUCAUUGGGUUCUUUUGGUCUUAUGCAUGGCUAAGCGUGAAGUCAUCAUCUUUGAUUCUUUGAGGCAGAAGCGAAAUUUAGUAAUUAAGUUUGCAAUGACAAAUGUCCUCAACAAUUGGGUGGACGUGAGUGUGGCUACUACGUCAUGCGUUAUAUGUACGAAAUACUUGAACAUCACCAUAGCAGUGAGAAUAUUAUUCAGGUAUGAGUUGUCAAAUAUUUCAUUUUUGUUUGAUAAAUACAAUUUGAUGUUAGCUACAAUCUUGAAUUAAAACUUUCCUCUUGUAUAUUUGUUGUGUUGAUAGGAUUUUUCA
Chenopodium quinoa (quinoa) is the source of this 458-nucleotide messenger RNA. RefSeq lists its product as uncharacterized. The transcript has 3 exons. Gene Ontology annotation, molecular function: cysteine-type peptidase activity. The record is from RefSeq and is a predicted model, not a curated record. The coding region runs from base 18 to 416 and encodes 132 amino acids. Gene Ontology annotation, biological process: proteolysis. NCBI's taxonomy places the organism in Eukaryota, Viridiplantae, Streptophyta, Magnoliopsida, Caryophyllales, Amaranthaceae.